AUGGCUGAAACGCACACUCCGUAUUCUUCCUUGAAGAAACUAUUAUUUUUCCUCAAUGGCCUCGUGGCUAUGUCUGGCGUGCUCCUCCUUGGCCUUGGCACCUGGGUCAAUGGAGGGGCCAACCUGACCAGGGUCCUUGGGCUGUCCUCCACAUACCUUCUUCAUAUUGGCUACCUGUGUUUGGCAAUGGGGUGUAUCACAGUGCUGCUAGGCUUUGCUGGGUGGUAUGGAGCUACUAAAGAAAACAGAGGCAUUCUCUUCUUUUGUUUCCUGUCGCUGGUUCUCAUCGUCCUCGUGGAAAUCACAGUCGCCACAGUGAUCUUUGUUUUCUUCCCAAUUGUUCAAGAGCUGGCCUUCGAGCACAUCCUUACGACCCUGAGGAAGAAUUACAAGGGUUACAACGAGCCGGAUGACUAUUCCGCGGGAUGGAACUCUGCCAUGGCAAAGCUAAGGUGCUGUGGGGUGAAUAACUACACAGAUUUUUCUGGCUCCCUCUUUGAAAUAACGACUGGCCACCCCUACCCCCGGAGCUGCUGUAAAUCCAUUGGGACCACAGCCUGUGACGUGCGCAACGUGUCCAGAGAUGUCAUCUACCAGGAGGGCUGUUUCCUCAAGCUCAUGAGAAUAACCAAGAUUCAGAGUUUCACCCUGAGUGGGGGCUCACUGGGGGCAGUGGUGAUACAGCUGCCAGGAACUCUUGCCACCUUGCUGCUGUUUGUCAAGCUGGGCUGA
Messenger RNA from Orycteropus afer afer, 732 nucleotides. It is a transcript of the gene TSPAN16, whose product is annotated as tetraspanin 16. Gene Ontology annotation, cellular component: membrane. NCBI's taxonomy places the organism in Eukaryota, Metazoa, Chordata, Mammalia, Tubulidentata, Orycteropodidae. The record is from RefSeq and is a predicted model, not a curated record. The coding region runs from base 1 to 732 and encodes 243 amino acids. The transcript has 7 exons.